Carassius auratus (goldfish) is the source of this 622-nucleotide messenger RNA. Its product is annotated as lysozyme C, milk isozyme-like. Gene Ontology annotation, molecular function: lysozyme activity. NCBI's taxonomy places the organism in Eukaryota, Metazoa, Chordata, Actinopteri, Cypriniformes, Cyprinidae. The record is from RefSeq and is a predicted model, not a curated record. Gene Ontology annotation, biological process: defense response to Gram-positive bacterium; defense response to Gram-negative bacterium. Bases 1 to 588 code for a protein of 195 amino acids. The transcript has 5 exons.
AUGUUGGCAGUUGUGGUUGUUUUGUUUCUAGCGCUCGGUGUGAGUGACGGUGUGAUUUUGAGUAAAUGUGAGCUGAAGCAGCAGCUUGAAGAAGGCCUUACUCUUCAAAUCCCCAAUUCUGCAGACGUUCUGGCACAGAUUGUGUGUCACGUCCAGCUGACCUCUGGCUUCAAUACCAGCGCUAUUAAGACGAUCCCUGAGCCACAAGAGCCUCGUAGCGGUCCCGGUCCUCGUCGUGGUAGGUCUCCCGGAGGAAAAAAUAAAGGCGGCUCUUCCAGUAAUGAAAGUGAUGAGGACAAAGAUGAGGUCUGGACCCUGUACGGCUUGUUCCAGCUCAGUGACCAUGUGGUGUGCAACUCUACUCAGAGUCGUGCACUCAACCUCUGCAGACUGUCCUGCGACAAGCUGAUUGAUGAUAACACCAGCGAUGACAUAGCCUGUGUCCAGACCCUUAUAAAUGCACUAACGUAUCCGAUUCCUGACCCCGAAACUGCUAGACACAUCCAUAAAAUGAUCUCGCUGAUCCACCAGCCGGAGUGUAUGACCAUGAAGGCCACAUCGUACUUUGCCAUCUGUCAAACACCCUAAAGUCCUGACCUCUAUUAGCACCCUGCUUUUCUUU